UUAUGGGGUCUAUAGCAGCCGCGUGUUCAGAUUAGAAUUCAUCGUUAGUUUCUCGUGGUGUUCGGUCGAGUGAGGUACACUCGGGUUCGGUUCUGAAAAAUGAACUGGAACAGUGGUGACGAGCCGUCCUACGACACUGAAUCCGGUGGUACAUUGGAGUCUCUUCGGACAGAUUUGCGGCCGCAGUCUGCCCAAUCGCACGAGUGGCAACACCAAAGCGGAGCAGGAUCAUCCUCGGACAUCCAGCUACUGAACGACGAUCAGGAGAAAGCGAUUCUGAGCGAUCUGUGUAAAACUGCCGACACAGGAAGUACGCCACUGACCACAUUUAGCUACAUCAGUGAGUACAUCUGCUCGAACAACAUCGACAUAUGGCCGGGAGAGUUGCCCAGUGCGUCGGACGCAUGUGGGAAGAUCAGUUUCGCCGAUCAUACCCUUGGAGAUCAGCGAUUUCCACGGGCCAGCUGUAUGCAUCAGCAGAUUUAUUUAAAGUGUAAACGGGUGCUAGAGUCGAUCAUAGCGAGGAACGACCAGAUACUGGCAAUGCUGCGCAGAAAACAGCACGUGAAUAAGUCCCCAAAGCGGUUAGUUUGAAUAUUUGGUACUCUCUUACCUGUUUCGAUUGAGAGGUCAUAAGUGUUUUGGGCGGGCGUGCGAAUCGAUCGGUGGUUUCAUAUCUGAGUCCCAGCGAAGACGGUCUACCAAAUAUGCUACAAAUUCAAAAGUUUGAAGUGUGAUGCCAUUAGUUAUUUGCCAUAAAAUAAGCUCAGUGUAGAAAUGAAAAUCUAGUGUCUAAAGAAAGUUCCCUAA
Messenger RNA from Anopheles stephensi (Asian malaria mosquito), 810 nucleotides. RefSeq lists its product as uncharacterized. The transcript has 2 exons. The coding region runs from base 100 to 594 and encodes 164 amino acids. Lineage: Eukaryota; Metazoa; Arthropoda; Insecta; Diptera; Culicidae. The record is from RefSeq and is a predicted model, not a curated record.